AUGGAACCCUUUUCCACACAAACUUCCGGUUUCAUUUCCCUACUAGCUUCGCAGAGCAGUCCAUUCCCGGACUGCGACCCUCCACAAGCAGUAGCUAACUCUCCUGGGUUAAUGAAACCGGCUUCCAAGAGGAAGUGGUCAACUAAAGAGGACCUUGUGCUCAUCAGUGGUUGGGUGAACACGAGCAAGGACCCUAUUGUCAGUAAUGAGCAGAAGAUCACCUCCUUUUGGAGGAGAAUAGAGGCGUACGUGAAUUCUAGCCCUCUGCUCACUGGCAGCGCUCCAAGAGAGUGGGGUCAGUGUAAGCAGAGGUGGGGAAGGGUCAACGACCAAGUGUGCAAGUUUGUAGGAAGCUACGACGCGGCUUUGAAGCACCAAUCAAGUGGUCAAAAUGAUGAUGAUGUGAUGAAGGCUGCCCAUGAGAUUUUCUUCAAUGAUUACCAAGCGAAAUUCACCAUGGAACACUUAGAGGACGAAAGACAAGGAUACAUUCUAGCUAAUACAUCUGAGUUCGAGUCAGGAGAAUCUAACCGAAGUUCGAAGGUGAGAAGGAGAGAAAGUGUGAAUGUUGAUAUGCUUAACAUUCGCAAUCUGGUUCGGGAUCCACAAAUUCAUGAGCGUCUGAAAGCUGAUUUAGUUGAAAAUGUAUGGGCAAAAUUUGGUGAUCGUAGUGAUUAA
This is a messenger RNA of Brassica oleracea var. oleracea, 678 nucleotides long. Its product is annotated as glutathione S-transferase T3-like. The transcript has 2 exons. The record is from RefSeq and is a predicted model, not a curated record. The coding region runs from base 1 to 678 and encodes 225 amino acids. Lineage: Eukaryota; Viridiplantae; Streptophyta; Magnoliopsida; Brassicales; Brassicaceae.